Messenger RNA from Aspergillus calidoustus, 1404 nucleotides. Lineage: Eukaryota; Fungi; Ascomycota; Eurotiomycetes; Eurotiales; Aspergillaceae. The record is from the annotation of a GenBank genome assembly.
AUGCGCAUUCGCUUUCCCAGCCGUCCACUACUCUCCUCUCCCACCAGCUCUUGCCGUCGCGGUUUUUACCAUGCCUUUCCUCGGGCAAGGAUCCCCAACCAUCCCAUUUUCGAAAACAGUCUUGAAAAGACGCUCGAGGAACACCGAUCCGCAAACCGGCAGAGCUUGAUACGCAAGGUCAAGGUUGGGCCUCGGUGUAAAGGAGAACAACGUCCAUGGCUGGUCCAUGUCGGCCCGCAUGCUUUCCCAAGCGGCUUUUCGCAGCUUGAUGCCGAGAUUCGCGCCCUCGAAAGAUACAUGACACCAACUUCCCUGGAAACGGAGGCCAUACACCAAGUCGUGUCUGAAAUUACCCAGAUCGUCGAUAAAUCCGUGCGAUGUCCGCUACAGAUCAUCGGGUCUCGCCGUACAGGAUUUCAAAUGAGCCAUUCAACCCUCGAUCUUAUGCUCCAUGUGACGGAUCCAGCACGCUCGCCGAACAGCAUCAGGAAGCCAAGUGCAACGCGUCUGAAGAACCUUCGUCACUACCGCAAGCUAUUAGUCGCAGUCUCCUCCGCCCUCAAACAGGACCCAAACUACACCGUGAACAUUGACGAGGCCCCCAAACCAGGCUCAACGGCGAUUCACCGGCCCACGGGUCUCCAAAUUCACCUCAGCUGCGGCGAGGAGCUCCCCGCCUACAUCGAAUAUACUCAGGACUUCCUCGCAGAGUAUCCCUCCCUGCGGCCCCUCUACAUUACGACCCGCCUGAUACUCGAGACACGCGGUCUCUUCGGCUCUGCCAAAUUCUCAAUCGACCCUGUUGCACUCCAGACCAUCCUUGCCGCCUUUCUCAAAAUUAAUCACGGCCGCUUUCCACGCUCCACAGCAGGUGCCAGCUACGCCGAACCCCUUCUCGCUUUCCUCCACACUUUCGGCUCCGGGAUUGAUCUAACAACCACUGGUGUCGCUGUUGAUCCUCCGGGUUUCUUUAACGCUGACUCCGUGAAAGCAGCGGCAGCUACACCUACAACGCCGAGCACUGAGUACGACGCGGAAGACGAUCUCCCCGCUCAUAUUCGUGGGCAACGGGCACUCAUAACUGCGAAGAAGAACGCCGCAGUCCAAGGCAACAAGGCUCUUGCUGAGCGUCUAUGUGUGCAGGACCCGGCGAAUUAUCUAAGAGAUUUAGGGGGCUCUUGUAUGCGGACGGUGGAAAUUCAAUCUGCUUUCGAGAAUGCCUAUACCCGUCUGUCAGCUGCAAUUGAUAACUGGGAACCGUCUGAUCCGCGUGAUGGCGGUCCCCUGUCCCGUAGCAUUUUGAGCAGUGCUCUGCGCGCGAACUUUGAGGAUUUCGAGGCUCGAAGGACCAAAAUCGUUGGUAACGGGGAACCAUCUGACCAGCCACUAGGUACUAGAAAAUAG